CCCCCUUAAUCGACGUUUGUUCAUCUGCUUUGUUCCAGGUACAAACCGAUCUCCCUGAAGCUCUGGGCAUCGAGGAUUUUUCCAACUGUUUGAAGACUUGAACAAAAUCCCCCCAAAAAUGUUUUUUUCUACUCGAGUAACGGACAUUUGACUUCUAUUUUUUCAUUUUUGUUUUUGCUCCAGAUUAUUCAAGAAGGAAAAGCUAGCAUUCUAGCCACAACAUUCCCGCCCAUUAAGUCAUUUUCAGUCAAAAUGAUAGAGUCAUGACAGUUUAAGCUGUCUAAAAAAAAUUGUUGCUUGUUAAGCACAAAAUAUUAUAGGUACCCGAGACGCAGAGGAGAGUUAUAAAUAGUAAGUGUUUACUUUCAAACCAAUUUGAAUCGAAAUUUAACGCUUAAUCAAUUUGCCUGUCUUGGAAAUGAGAAAUUUCUUACUGAAGCAGCCAGAUGGGGGAACAAAAGCUGUGAUAAAGCGAGUAAAGCUAGCUAGUUAGUUAGCGUAUGAGCUCACACCGCAAAGUCAGCAGCGGCCAAACGCCCUGUUUCUCUUUGUGUGUGUGAGACGGUUUCAUCUUCUAUUUAAUUACUGAUUAUUAAAAAAAAACAAGAACUUAAAUAUAAGCUAGCGAUCGCUUCUCAUAAGCAAUCUGUUCAUAAAGAUUGCCGCAGCAUAAAAGCAGGAUGUAAUUAACUUGUGCUACUGAAAGGAGAGCUCAUUGGAACAUUCAACGCAAUCUGCCCAUAAAGAUUGCAGGAUGACGACUGUGGAUAUACAAAGGGCUGAAAUGUUUCAUUAUUGGCUUAUCUUCUUGUAGCUACGGGGGUGAAAUAAACCUUAAAAACGUGUAUAGUCUGUUAGCUUGUAGUGGAAUAUUUUUUAUUUUAUAUAUAUAUUUUUUUUAGCUGCGAAAUGUCGAGGCUGUUUAUCUGGUCGUGUUUUGCUUUCUAAAAUGGCGGACAGGUUGUCCUUUGGCUAAGAAUAGGGCAGCGUGUGGUGGCUUUGGUUUGGAAACCAGAUCGUACUUGGGGGGUUUUGUUUUUGUUUGGGGGAGUUGUCUCAUGUUCUAAUCAGAGUCGGACGGUCGGAAUUUUAUUUUUUGACCUUUUGUUUUUUUUUACCUUUUUCUCUCGCGAGUAUAAAUGUAUGUCGGGUGAAACGUUUUAAGUUAGUUUUCCGGGGUUGUUUGUAACAUUUCAAGAUGGCGCCCGGUCUUCUUCUUCUUCACGAACGCGAAGCGGUUAAAAGGAUAAGAGGGCGGGGCUUAGCGCUUUGGCUUCAGGGACUCCAGAGCGGCACGCGCAGGACUCCUGACAGAUGGCGAGAGCCACAGCGGGGCUUCUGUAUAAAUCUUCCCCCGUUUAUAUAACGCAUCUGUUUUAACACAGCGUGGCCUGGUCAUUGUCCAAAUCACCGCAAUUAUUGGAUUAUUUAUUUCAACAAUAUUGUGUUUAUCAACAAAAACAAGCAUGAGAGAAUUCCAUUUUUGGACCAAACCAUAGAUACAUGUUUUGAGGUGAUGUUUAAAAGGGGGGUGGGGGGGUGUCAUACAAUAAGAGGAUAACUGUGUUUUCGAGCUUAUUAUUAUUAUUACUAUUUAUUAUCUAUAUUUCUUACGCGAUACUUUCGCGCUCACUGUUGUUUCCCAGGGCUCAUGAGUAACUGCAAGCUUUGUUUACUGUGUGUAACAGUUGUGACAUUUUCAGGAGUUUGUAUUGUACCGUGUAACGGAGGUCGAUACUGAAUUCAGAGACUAAAAAAAAAAACUUCAACAACACUUUUCCGGGCUGUAAUGGCAGUAGGCCCAGUGGACCCCAGGGAGGUGCUGAAAGGAGUGGAGUCUCUGUUGGGGAAGGAUGGUGAGCUCCGAAGCCUGGAGGGCGUUGCCAAAGUAUUCAGUCUCAUGAAGGCCUCUCAUAAAAUGGUCAGCAGGUGCAUGUAUCUGAAUAUCUUACUGCAGACCAAGUCACACGACAUUCUUAAUCGAUUUAUCCGCGUUGGUGGCUACAAGUUGUUGAACUCCUGGCUGACUUACUCCAAAACGACCACCAAUACCCCAAUGCUGCAGCUCAUUCUGCUGACUCUGCAGAAACUGCCUCUCACAGUGGACCAUCUCAAACAGAACAACACAGCAAAGUUGGUUAAGCAUCUGAGCAAGAGCGGAGAGACGGAAGAGUUGAGAAAGCUCGCCUUGGUACUUGUGGAUGGAUGGAUGGCCAUCAUCCGCUCUCAGAGUGUUUCCAGCGGCGCCUCACCUAACGAGAAGAAACGAAAGAAGGAAGAUAUUAAAGUGCGUCCUGAGGUGAAGACUGCGGAGAAAGGGACAGAAGAGGAGAGGAAACGAGAAAAGCCCAAGGCCCAUGCACCUAGUCAUGCUAAGAUCCGUUCCACAGGUUUAGAGGUAGAUACUCCAACACCUGUCCCUACAAAAAAGGUCCCUGCAGUCCCCCAGCUUGGAGACAAAUACAACAUCAAACCUGCUGUCCUUAAGAGGCCUAGCUCUGCUCUAUCAGAUGCACCGCCUGUGGAGAAAAAAUACAAGCCUCUUAACACCACCCCCAACUCAGCCAAAGAAAUCAAAGUCAAGCUCAUACCUCCACAACCUAUGGAGAGUUUGGGCUUUCUGGAUGCGCUUAAUUCUGCUCCAGUGCCUGGAAUCAAGAUCAAGAAGAAGAAACCUAAGGCAGUCUCUCCUACAUCUAACAAGCCAUGUCCAUUUGAAAGCAAGCCCCAGCCAUACUCAAGCACGCAGACCAAGCCUUCUUCCCCUGAGGCUCCUGCUUCUCAUACUCCUCCACAUGAGCCCCAAGACCUGGAACAGCCAGGGACGCCUGUCCCAACUGAGGACCCUGAGGCUAUGGACACUGAUAAGCCAAACGCACUUGCAGAGCCACGUGGAGAGGAAGAGAGCCUGACAAAGAAAGGCAAGAAAAAGAAGAGCGUUCGCUGGGCUGAGGAAGAGCAGCUCAAAGAAUAUUUUUACUUUGAUCUGGAUGAGACGGAGAGAGUAAAUGUAAAUAAGAUUAAAGAUUUUGGUGAAGCGGCCAAGCGGGAGCUGAUGAUGGACAGGCAUACAUUUGAGAUGGCCCGGCGACUCUCGCAUGACGCCAUGGAAGAGCGGGUGCCCUGGACACCCCCGCGACCUUUGAUCCUGUCAGGCUGUCUGGUCAGUCCAGGGUCCAACAGCAGUGAGAAGAUGACCCAGAGGGACAGAGAGAUGGGUAUCCUCCAGGAAAUCUUCCUCAACAAGGAGAGUGUCCCAGACAGCCCACAUGAGCCAGACCCAGAGCCCUAUGAGCCAAUGCCUCCACGUCUCAUUCCUCUGGAUGAGGACUGUACGAUGAUGGAGGACAACUCCAUGGACAUUGGCGAUACUGCGGCAUCAGGCCCUGCCCCUGCAGCCCAGGAGAGCUCUAAGCUGCCUCCUGUCCUUGCCAAUCUUAUGGUUAGCCUGAACAGCAACCGCAGCCCCCAAGCUCAGAACAAUGCACCACCUCCAAACAACCCAGCUAUGAAUGUCCAAGAACUGCUCAGCUCCAUUAUGGGUGCUCAAGGGUCCAACCAGUCAGCAGAAGACCUCAUUAAGCUGCCUGAUUUCUCCGACAAGAUCAAACAGCUUUUGGGAUCUCUGCAGCAGAACCAGAACCAGAAUCAGCAGGGCAAUGCACCACCUAUGAAUGCAGGUCUGCUUGGCCAUGGUCCCAACAUGAACAUGAACAACAACAUGAAUAUGCCUAUGCCCAUGAAUGGUGGUUACCCACCAAACAAACCACCUGGCGGGCCUCAUUUCGGUCACCCACCCCCUCCUCAUGGGCAUGGACCUCCAUUUGGAGGAGGCCCACGCAUGAUGGGCCCUCCACCUGGACCUGGACCUCAGGGCAGAGGAGGGGACAAUGGAAACUACUGGGGAGAUGACUCUAUGCGGGGUGGCCCACAUCGAGGCGGCCAUUUUCACCGGGGGGGAAGAGGAAGAGGAGGAGACCAAGGAUUCAGAGGACGGGGAGGACGAGGGGGACCACGUGGAGGACACAACAACAUGGGUGACAUGUCCAAAAGACCUGUGUGUCGGCAUUUCAUGAUGAAAGGGAACUGCAGAUAUGAAAACAACUGCGCUUUUUACCACCCGGGUGUGAACGGUCCUCCUCUACCCCCUCAGCACGGACAUUAACUCUGACCUCAACAGACUCUCCUCAGCCUUGAACUCUUACACUGGUUGUGAUCCUGCCACUUACUUUCACUAGAGGGCAGUAGAGCACAUUUUGAAGACUUAAUUUUUUUUUUUUUGGAACAAGAUCAUUUGAUUCCUCUUCAGUGUUUACAGAGACGAUGAGACACACCAUCAGUCCGGCUGGACCUUGACAUGGUUAUUCCUCGUGUGUCUUAUUGGAAAUGAAAGCUUAUCAAUGACUUAUUCAUAACAACAAACUAAAUCCUGCGGUGAUUGUGUGUAAAUACGCCGUUCUGAUGUAUAUACAAAAACUCAGUGUUAAGAUCAUUCGUGUACAUAUUACAUAUAUUUUUCGGUCAUUUGUAUGACACUGAUUUAAAACUGCUGAAGAAUGUGCCACUCUUUGAUGACCACUAUUGCAGCUUAUUUUUGAUUUACACUGUUAUACGAGAUGUAUUUGCUUUGGUAGUAUCCAUGGAUUUAUUUUUUUUUAUUUUUUAACCUGAGACUAUGAAUUUGGUUCAGCACUACAGAACUUUUUGAAGUGUGAAUGUGUUCCCAUUUGUAGGUGUUUUUUUCAUGUGAGGGGAUUGUCCGGUUCCUUAAGUUUUAAGCAGGUUAAAGACAAUGCCUCUCUGCCAUCACCUGUGGUACAUAACAGCACAUUUUAGCACCUCAAUUUUGUAUUCCAAAGUUUAAGAACCAGCAAUACCUUCAGCUGCUUGACUGAUACAAAGCUGGAUUAAACACGCACACGCAAGUGCAUAAUAAGUGGCUCAUAAUUAGGUUCUCUAGAUUGCUAUUUACGUUUGAAUAUCUAAACAGAACUUGUGUAAAAAAUGUGACAAUCAGGACAAUUAGGGUGUUAACAGUGAUUGUUGUGUCAUUCACUCUGUGUGUGUGUGUGUGUGUGUGUGUAGUCACACUCUCAAGUUGUGACUAGUCUCACUCGUGGUCAUGUCACGUAUAUAUAUCCCCAUGCAGCAGUGCUGAACUGAGCCUGAGGCUCUGAACCACUCUCUGGGCCAACGCUAGUGUUUUCUGUGAAAACAGUGGCCUUUGUGUCUCUUGUGGGACUACAUUGUCCCCCCCCCCGGUUUUUAUUUUUAUUUUUUUAAAACCUCUAUCCAAAUGAGGUUUUGUUUCUGUUAUAGAGGUAUGUGUCUGCUUUACAGUAUUGCAAAGACACACAUUUAUGAGCAUAUAUAUAUAUAUAUAAUCUGUAAAGGGUUUUUCUACAUGUAUUAAUAAAUGUUCUAAAAAUAA
Messenger RNA from Hemibagrus wyckioides, 5431 nucleotides. It is a transcript of the gene ppp1r10, whose product is annotated as protein phosphatase 1, regulatory subunit 10. The transcript is spliced from 18 exons. Gene Ontology annotation, cellular component: nucleus. Lineage: Eukaryota; Metazoa; Chordata; Actinopteri; Siluriformes; Bagridae. The coding region runs from base 1790 to 4165 and encodes 791 amino acids. Gene Ontology annotation, molecular function: metal ion binding. The record is from RefSeq and is a predicted model, not a curated record.